Molecule: messenger RNA, 3107 nt
Organism: Gopherus flavomarginatus (Mexican gopher tortoise)
Lineage: Eukaryota; Metazoa; Chordata; Testudines; Testudinidae
Product: nuclear factor 7, brain-like
Exons: 6
Coding region: 513-1796 (427 amino acids)
Molecular function (GO): protein binding
Source: RefSeq, a predicted model, not a curated record
ACUUUCCUUUCCCCAACUGGAAAUAAGGAGUGCACCCUACACAGCUGGCAGAGGGCCUCCCUGGACUCAGGGUUGCAUCUCCUACUCCCAGCUUCUUUUACGGCCAUAGGGUUAAUUACCCAAAGAAGCCUCUGAGAAUUGUUCCUGAAGUUAGGGGAAGUGAAAGUAACUGAUUCAGCCCAGCUUAAAGGAGAAGAUCCCUUGCCUGGAGUUCGCUGCACUGCAGUAAACUUAAACAUGUCUCUUUAGAAACCCAUAGAGAGGACAGUGCACAGAGAGUUUGCAAAUCACGGGGCCCAUUCGUAGUUUCUGGGCACUUGUGCUGUAGCACAGAGUUCUGGCAAUAAACCCUCUAACCAACUGGCCUGCUGAUGUGUGGCCAAAGUACUGUGUGGAAAGAGGGUCAGGGUAGGUGUCCAGAGUAUGUGGGCGGUGGAAAAGAGGGGGCUGGAUGUUUAUUUCAUUCUGACCUCUCUUUGAGAUCCAGGAGCGUGCUGUGUGUGUGAAUAGGAAUGGCUGGCCGGAGUCAGGAGCAGAGUCUGAGGGAAGAGCUGACCUGUGCCAUCUGCUAUGAGCUUUUCAGUGACCCUGUCAUGCUGGAAUGCAUGCACCAUUUCUGCAGGGCAUGCAUCCAAGGCUACUGGGGCAGGUGCCCCCGUGUGGCUUCCUGCCCCCAGUGCAGAAGGGAGUUCUCCAGCCGCACCUUUCGCCCCCACUAUCUGGUAUCAGGAGUGGUGGAGAAGGUGCGGAAGUGCAGCUCAGAGGACCACAAGAGAAAAAUGCAGAAACAUCUUGCAGAUGCGCUGCAAGCUCACCAGAGAGAGAUGGAGAACAUUGUGCAAAUGAAGCACACAGCAGAGGAGGAUAUUUGCAAUCUGACGAAAGCCUCUGGGGAGCUGAACUCUAAGAUUCGGGCAGAAUUUGAGCGACUUCAUCAAAUACUGGAGGAAAAGGAGAGAGUUGUGUUAAUGGAGCUGGCCAAAGAGGAGGAACAGCUAUUGUUGAGGCUGCGUGGGGACAUCAUGCAGCUGGAGGAGGGGAUCUCAGAGCUGGGAAAGAACAUUGAGCACAUACAAGAAAUCCUGAACAAGACGGAAGACUCGUUACUGCUGGAGGUGGAGAGCAUGGCUAUCAGGCCCCCGGUGCAUGUGCGUGCACAGCCCUCCCUGGACAUAGAGCGCCACAGAGACCGGUACAGCGGCCCCCUGCAAUACAUCUUCUGGAGACAAAUGCUACAGUCAAUCCACCCUGCUCCUGCUCCGCUGACAUUUGACCCCGAAUCAGCCCACCCUAACCUCAUCCUCUCCAAAGACCUGAGGGCAGUGACUGAGAGCGACAGGCGUCAACCUGUCUGCAGCAGCCCCAAGCGUUUCCAGCAGUGUGUGAACGUCCUGGGCUCCGAGACCUUUGACAGCGGGAGCCACUACUGGGAGGUCUGGGUGGGCAGCAAAACCAAGUGGGACCUGGGGGUGGCAGCAGAGUCCGUGGACCGGGCAGCUAAGGUCAAGCUGUGCCCUGAGAAUGGUUACUGGGCACUUCGUCUGAGGAACGGGACGGAGUAUUGGGCCACUGCCACCCCGUGGGUGCGCCUUGCCCCGAGGAGCUGUCUCCGGAAGGUGGGGGUCCUUCUGGACUGCAGAGAGAGGAAGGUGGCAUUCUACAACGCUGAAGACAUGACCCACCUCUUCACCUUCCACCAGGCUGCCGCGCGCAGGUUCUGCCCCUUCUUCAGCACUUGCUUCAGCGACGGCAAGCUGAACGUGGAGCCCAUGAGAAUCUGCCACCUGACUCUGUAAGGGUGAGGGUGGGGGUGGGAGGGGUAAGAAGUCUCCCAGGAAGCCAUGCAGAUACCAAAGAGACAACAGGUGGCCCUGGGAGCUGGUGUUGCUUUCUGGUUUGGCUGUAGUUGCUACUGCUUGGACUGUCCCUAGAAUAGGAAUCGCCUGCUAGAACAGCUCAGUUGGCUCCCCUCUGCAUUAGUGCUUGGCCAUUUACUGUUUGAGCAAAUGUAGCAAAGGUGUGUGGACUCUGAUCAGUCUAACCUGUAAAUCCCAAGCCUCUGGGGCAGAGUCAAGGAGAGUCUCUCUAUUUGUGGAUUUACCCUGUGAGGAGAGAAGAAGUGACUGAAUCUUAGUUCCCAGUAUUUUGUCUUCUGUUCCCUGCCUUGGCACAGGGGCGAGGGGGUCCUGGACUCUCACCUCAGCAGCUCAGCUAGAGCCAUAGGAUACUGUGCACUGAGGUUUCUCCAGCCUUCCUCCAGCAAAGAGAUGGUGCAUCUCACUGCUGCAAGGGCCUCAGACCAGCCUCGUGCAGCAACCAGUGACACUGAGCUGAACACAACCUCCUCAGCCAGCCGCCUUGGUACAGACUGUGAGGGUAUGGCUACAUUUGGAAUUUCAAAGCGCUGCCCCGGCAGCGCUUUGAAGUGUGAGUGUAGUCAGAGCGGCAGCGCUGGGAGAGAGCUCUCCCAGCGCUGCAUGUAAACCACAUCCCUUACGGGUGUAGCGUGCAGCGCUGGGAGCACUGAUUACACUGACGCUUUACAGCGCUGUAUCUUGCAGCGCUCAGGGGGGUGUUUUUUCUCACCCCAGUUGCAGCGCUGUAAAGUGUGAGUGUAGCCAAGACCUAAGAAGAUUCAAAGGAAACUAGGCAACCUGAGUGAAGAAGGAGGAACUGCACAGUGGAAGCAAUGAUUUGGAUUCUGUAUUAGUUGUAAUCACUCAGGAAAAGGCCACGAGGCUCAUUUGGAACUACUCAAACCACUGGCUUCAAAGGGCUCCUGCCUUUCUGGGACUAGAACAAGCAGGUAGAAGUCAGGUGGUAAAUUCUAGGGAGCUCCUGGUCAGUGGGUAGGCGCCUGUUGCGUGGCGGGAGUGCAUCUUCUUGACACAGUGGACAGUGCUGCCUGUGAGUGGAGCAAGCAUGGGGGCAGGGAAUGGAUCUUCAAUGACUUACUGAGAUUUUUCUUCUCUUACUCUGUGAAUUUGAUCUGUGAAGUGGACACGGCUUAUUCUAGUGGCAAACGUUUAGGUGCCAGCUCGUUGAGGUGUUACAAGCCCUGAGGAACCAAUGGAGAGGAAGGAGAGCUGUAGCCUUACUGACCUUCU